Messenger RNA from Melospiza georgiana, 4550 nucleotides. RefSeq names its product phosphoribosylglycinamide formyltransferase, phosphoribosylglycinamide synthetase, phosphoribosylaminoimidazole synthetase (gene GART). The record is from RefSeq and is a predicted model, not a curated record. NCBI's taxonomy places the organism in Eukaryota, Metazoa, Chordata, Aves, Passeriformes, Passerellidae. Bases 365 to 3376 code for a protein of 1003 amino acids. Gene Ontology annotation, biological process: adenine biosynthetic process; 'de novo' IMP biosynthetic process. Gene Ontology annotation, molecular function: ATP binding; metal ion binding; phosphoribosylamine-glycine ligase activity. The transcript has 23 exons. Gene Ontology annotation, cellular component: cytosol.
CUACUAUCGCAUGCCCUCUGGAGCACAGCCCUGCUGGUGAGGAAGAGUUCCCUGGUGUGUUGGUGAGCCCCAGCUGCCUCCCUGCAGUGAGGAUAAAGGUCUCUGAGCUGAUGCUCCUGCCUGCUGACUUUGCCCUGACAUCCUUGGAUAAGCUCUGGGAAUCUCCUUGCUCCACUCUGUCCUUGCCUCCUCUCCUCCUGGAGACACCGAGUGAUUAACUCAUUUCUUCUUUCCUGCUCUCACUUCACAUAAGGAUCUAACAACAGAGCCUCUUCUGAAAUGUCCCUUAUCUUCAUUUUAAAGCAUCUUUUAAACAAGCAUCUCCUCCUUCUUUACCAAAGCAGGCAAUGGGUGCAGAAGGGCCAUGGCAGAGCGGGUGCUGGUGGUCGGCAGCGGCGGCAGGGAGCACGCCCUGGCCUGGAAGCUGGCCCAGUCCCCCCACGUCAAACACGUGUUUGUGGCUCCAGGAAAUGCAGGCACGGCUGACAACGGCAAAAUCUCCAAUUCAGCUGUUCCAGUCAGUGACCACGCUGCUGUGGCCCAGUUCUGCAGGGACCAGGACAUCAGGCUGGUGGUGGUUGGUCCUGAGGUUCCUCUUGCUGCUGGAAUUGUGGAUGACUUGACAGCAGCUGGGAUCAAGUGUUUUGGCCCCACAGCAAAGGCAGCUCAGCUGGAGUCCAGUAAGAGCUUCACCAAAGCCUUUCUGGAUCGUCAUGAGAUCCCCACUGCCAGGUGGAAAUCCUUCACUGAUCCCAAAGCAGCAUGUGCCUUCAUCAACAGUGCCACCUUCCCUGCUCUGGUUGUCAAAGCCAGUGGGCUGGCAGCUGGCAAAGGAGUCAUCGUGGCUUCGAGCAAGGAGGAGGCCUGCAGAGCUGUCACUGAGAUCAUGCAGGAUAAGAGUUUUGGCACAGCUGGGGAAACUGUUGUUGUUGAAGAGCUUCUUGAAGGAGAAGAAAUUUCUUGCCUGUGUUUCAGUGACGGCGUCACCAUCGCCCCCAUGCCCCCAGCCCAGGACCACAAGAGGCUGAUGGAUGGAGAUGAGGGCCCCAACACAGGAGGGAUGGGAGCCUAUUCCCCAGCUCCUCAGAUUUCUAAAGACCUGCUGCAGAAGAUCAGAGAGACUGUUCUUCAGAAGACUGUUGAUGGCAUGAGGAAAGAAGGAGUCCCCUAUGUGGGUGUGCUUUAUGCUGGAUUAAUGCUCACCAAAGAUGGCCCUAAAGUUCUGGAGUUUAACUGCAGAUUUGGUGACCCAGAGUGCCAGGUGAUUCUGCCCCUGCUCAGGAGUGACCUGUACGAGGUGAUGCAGGCAGUGCUCAGCAGGAGGCUGGCCAGCUCCAUGCCAGCCUGGAGAGAGGACAGUGCAGCUGUCACUGUGGUCAUGGCCAGCCAAGGCUACCCAGGGACAUAUCCCAAGGGCUUGGAAAUAACAGGGCUUGCCAAGGCCAGGCAGCUGGGGCUGGAGGUGUUCCACGCAGGCACAGCCCUGAAGGACGGCCGGGUGGUCACCAGUGGGGGCAGAGUGCUCACGGUCACGGCCAUCAAGGAGGACCUGCCCGCGGCGCUGCAGGCGGCCAACCUGGGGGUGGCUGCCAUCCACUUCCAGGGGGCCAUCUUCAGGAGGGACAUUGGCCACCGGGCCAUUGCCUUCCUCAGGCAAUCCAGAGGCCUGACCUACAAGAACAGUGGGGUGGACAUUGAAGCAGGGAACACUUUGGUGCAGAAGAUCAAACCCUUUGCUGCAGCCACAUCCAGGUCAGGCUGCAAUGCAGAGCUUGGAGGCUUUGCUGGGCUCUUUGACCUGAAGGCAGCUGGUUACAGAGAUCCCAUCCUGGUGUCCGGAACCGACGGCGUCGGCACCAAACUCAAGAUUGCUCAGGAGUGCCAGAAACACGACACCAUCGGGCAGGACCUGGUGGCCAUGUGUGUCAAUGACAUCCUGGCCCAGGGGGCUGAGCCCCUCUUCUUCCUGGAUUAUUUUGCCUGCGGCAAACUCGACGUGGACGUGGCUCAGGGCGUCAUUGCAGGAAUUGCUGAUGCCUGCAGGAAGGCUGGAUGUGCUCUUUUGGGAGGAGAAACGGCCGAGAUGCCGGGGAUGUAUCCCCCUGGCGAGUACGACCUGGCUGGCUUUGCUGUGGGGGCCGUGGAGAGAGGGCAGAUGCUGCCCCAGCUGGACAGGAUCACUGAGGGGGACGUGGUCAUCGGGGUGGCAUCUUCUGGGGUCCACAGCAACGGCUUCAGCCUCGUCAGGAAGAUCGUGGAGAAGUCGUCCCUGGAUUUCUCCUCCCGCGUCGGGGUCUCCGGGGACCAGACUCUGGGAGAGCUGCUGUUGACCCCAACCAAGCUCUACAGCAAGACCCUGCUGCCCGUGCUGCGCUCGGGCCACGUCAAAGCCUACGCCCACAUCACCGGAGGGGGCCUGCUGGAAAACAUCCCCAGGGUCCUCCCAGACUCCCUGGGCGUCGUUCUAGAUGCUCUCACGUGGAAGAUCCCUGAAAUCUUCUGCUGGCUGCACAAGGAAGGGAACCUGUCUGAGGAGGAGAUGGCCCGGACCUUCAACUGUGGGCUGGGGGCAGUGCUGGUGGUGCAGCAGGAGAGGGCCCAGCAGGUGCUCAGGGACAUCCAGGGACACGAGACCGCCUGGCUCAUCGGCAGAGUGGUGCCCCUGCAGAAAGGCUCUGACAGCGUUAAAGUCCUCAAUCUGCAUCGGGCCCUGCAAGCAAACAGGUCCCUGUGUGUGCAGAGCCACAUCCAGGGCAAGAUCCAGACAGGCAAAAUGAAGGUUGCUGUCCUCAUCUCUGGAACAGGCACAAACCUGGAAGCCCUCAUCAACAGCACAAAGAAAGACACCAGCUAUGCACAGAUAGUUCUGGUUAUCUCCAACAAACCUGGUGUGGAGGGGCUGAGGAAAGCUGAGAGAGCUGGGAUUCCUACAAGGGUGGUGGAGCACACGAGGUACCAGAGCCGCACCGAGUUCGACAGCGCCGUGGACAAGGUCCUGGAGGAGUUCUCGGUGGAGCUGAUCUGCCUGGCCGGCUUCAUGCGCAUCCUCUCGGGGCCUUUUGUCAAGAAAUGGGAAGGGAAAAUCCUGAACAUCCACCCGUCCCUGCUGCCGUCCUUCAAGGGAGCGCACGCGCACAAGCUGGUGCUGCAGGCCGGGGUCAGGGUCACGGGCUGCACCGUGCACUUCGUGGCUGAGGAGGUGGACGCCGGGGCCAUCAUCUUCCAGGAGGCGGUGCCGGUGAAGCUGGGGGACACGGAGGCCACGCUGGCCGAGCGGGUGAAGGAGGCCGAGCACCGCGCCUUCCCCGCCGCGCUGCAGCUGGUGGCCAGCGGCGCCGUGCGCGUGGGCGAGGCGGGCAAGAUCUACUGGAAAUAGAGCCGGGCCUGGCACGGGCCUGGCACGGGCUCUGCCCCUCACGGUUCAAAUCCCAGGAAAGCCACCAGUGGGAAUUUGGGGGCCGCUCCCAGAGGGUGCAGCAAUGGCUCCUGUAAGUGCUUCCUCAUUUUAAUCGCUUCCUUGGCCAACAGUUUGGUUCUCUCAGUCGCGUUCCUGACAACCCCAGUGCAGCCAGGGGGGUCUGAACAGCCCUGGGCUGGGCUGGAGACAACACUGGAGACCCUUCCAUGCAAAAUCACAAUCCGUCUGGGAAGUGCACAGGCCUUUGUCACAUGGCUGUCUCCAGCAUUGGGAUUAACUUCCGCUCGUGCCAGGUGGGGAAUGUGGUGAAUCUCCAGCUGUGAGUCUCCAGCUGUGAGUCUCCAGCUGUGAGUCUCCAGCUGUUUGCCAGCCACCGGGGCUGUUCCCUAACAGGGACCCUCCCUGUGCUGGGAAGUGCUGCUGAGGGAAACUGCAAUGGAAGAGACAGACAAAGGCAGAACCCUCCACUCUAAAAACCUCAUCAGACCAGGAAAAGCUGUCUCCCCAAACACCAGUUAUUGGAUUUUUCUCCAUUUGCUGCCUGGUUUGGUGGUGGCCCAGCCCCUUGACACACCCUGCCAAUUCCAAACCUGAAGUCCAGCAGAUGCCAGCAGCAUUCAGUGUCUGCUGCCCCUUUGUCUGCAGCAUUCCCAUGUGAAUCCCACAAAUUCCCCUCAGAUCCAGGGGUUUAUUUUUUCCCAUGAGUAGAAAGACCAGACACAAAACACGUCCUUGGCUUGUGAAACAUUCCUCAGGAAUUCUGAAGUGCCUUUAUUCUGGAACCAGCAUUUUCACCUGCAAUAACACUGAGGGACACCCAGGAAUUAUGAACAUUUGGAAAACAAUUGGGGGUUUUGUGCAGCUCAACACUUGUGGUUUUCUUUUAGUAUUUUCAUAUAGUUAUGAAACCAUUUUAAUGUUCUUACUGAAAGGAUCAGGUUUCCCACACACAGAGCAGAUGAGGUGGUUUGGAGCUCCCCUUAAACACAGAUUCAGAGAAAUCUGAUUUUUAAUCAGAGAAAGCAGAUUGUAUUCUGGGCUCUGAUGUCCUGACGGUACUCCCAUGUUGGCAUAUUCUCCUUUGGGAUUUGAAAUAAAGCCUAAUAAAUUAAAUAAAGAAUUCUAUCUACAA